This is a messenger RNA of Chaetomium strumarium, 787 nucleotides long. RefSeq lists its product as uncharacterized. NCBI's taxonomy places the organism in Eukaryota, Fungi, Ascomycota, Sordariomycetes, Sordariales, Chaetomiaceae. The record is from RefSeq and is a predicted model, not a curated record. The coding region runs from base 81 to 608 and encodes 175 amino acids. The transcript has a single exon.
UUCCUAGUGAUGAAGGAAGUUAGAGAUGUGAUAGGCAUAUAUGUAGGUCAGUUACCGUUACCUUGGUUAAUUACUUAGAUAUGUCGGGAUACAUAGCGCCCCUUGCACGUCUCCUGCACAGAGCGGAAGCGUCUGAUUACGGUUCUAAUGCCUUGCUGAUUUUUGGGCUCUGCCUGGAAGCGCACCCCAGGAGGUCUGGGCCUGCGAAACAAAACAAGAAUGGCCUUGCUAACGUUACCGCCUGCACUUUGCCCGCAAGUCGUGUCUCGUCAGAGAUGGGCGGGGUGUUAGUAGUGAGACAACUUCCCCUGCGCGGGGUAUUCCUAGGAUCUGCUUGGAAGCGUGAGGUAACAAGAGUCCUUGCAACUAGAUUCGAUACCUUCCAUUGUCCGUUGUUGGAUCCCCGCAAACGGCCAGCGCAUGGGUUUCUGACUGAUCAGCUGAGGUUCCAACCAUGUACUGUGGCAGUCGUUUCAGAUGCUGAGCUAAUCUGGCCGACAGGCGCUUCAAGCCGUGUCUCUCUCUCUCACAAUUCCCCCGUAGUUUCAUCCUUAAUAAAGACCACCAUUCAUGGUGGUACUGGACAGGAGUGCAAACAACACAGCUGACCUGAAAUAACUAAACCAAGAGGGGUUUUCAGUACCAGGCUUGACAAGCUUGACGUAGGAAACCUAGGUGACGGCGACUUACAUGUGUACCUCACCUUUGCAACUGCGGCGCGCAUUUGAUUGGCGACACUUGGUCCGGCAGUCCUGUCGCGACGGGUGGGUCUCUCGGAUAACGGAAA